AUGUACUCACACAAUAACCUUUCGCAGACCACUCAACGCCCUACCACGGCCAACAGCAAGAUGCGUGGCGGCGCUCGUUCUCGUCCCGUAUCUCAAAACGGCCCGCAAGUGGCGUAUACACCAGCAAACCGAAAGAUCUUCAACUGCAUCGUCGACGAUACGGCAUUGGUGGCUGGCGUGAAGAGAAGCACGAGGAACGGCAUACGUCAGUGGGUCAAGAACGGCCAGAUAAGGCUGUUCGUGCCUCUAUACGCGCUCGAGCAGCUUAGCCGUCAGAAGGGCGCAACCAACAAGCAUGGUGAGGAUGUGCGAGAGACGCUAGAGUGGUUGGACGAUGCGACCUCGAAGUACCCUCAUGCCGUCACCCUACAAGGCGGUGACCAGUACUACGACCAGUGGGCUGAAGUGGAACGCUUCUCCGUGCCGCGUACACUCUUCUCCGAGCAGGAUAUGUACCAUGAGGAAAAUCAAGAUGCCAGCACGCAUCUCGAUAGCCUUCCGGAUGCCACUGCCAGCAAGCUGACCAUCUCGGAGGUCCGACUUAAGUCAUCAGUCAGCUCUGCAGCUUCUGUCGGCUCUGGCUCCGCUUCGUCCAUGCAGAGUAUUCGGUCAUCUAUCAGUGCUGUUUCGCCACCAACGAGCCCUGCAAAAGCAGAUCCAUCUCCAGCUAAGUCGAUAUCCACGCCAUUGAGCGCGUCCGCAGCACUGCCAACAGCCAGCGCAAGUGUGCCCGGACGAUUCCAGCCACUUUUCAACUACAUCCUCUGGCGCAUUCAUCAAGAGCUUGAUCCAGUCGCUGCGCUGGAGACCUUCAUCUUCUUGUGUAAUGAUCCACAGAAGGUGCACUACACCAAGCGCUUCGACAUAAGGUCGAAGAGGCUAGAGCAGCUACGUGAAGCUGUGGGCCGAGAGGACCGUGACGUGCGCAACCGUCUGAGUUUGCAGAGUCGCGAGAAUCAACAAUUCGUUGCGGCCACACCAGCUUCAGUCGCUCCGGUAACGGUUGAUGAGGACGAGGUGGUGUACAAGCCGCCACCCCGCGCACCCGCCACGAUGGCCCAGCAGCAGCUACCACCGAAUGUGAUCGACCCGAACUCAUUCGGCCGAACGAAAGUGCCAACUGCUUCACCCACGGCGGUCAAGCCUACAGGCCCUAACCUACCGUCUUCCGCACGUGGCGCCAUGCAAAACAGCGGCUUCUUACCACGUGGCAAUAAUUCCCGUGGCAACUUUCGUGGUGGACGUGGGCGUGGCAAUUUUGCCCGCGGAGGCUAUACGCCCGCGCAGACACCAUCAGGUGGACAAAUCGACCCAGACAGCUUCGAGCGACCGAGAGGCGCUGGGCCAGCCACUCGCGGCGUGUCACGCAAGCUGUGGGUCCCGACGUGA
Messenger RNA from Recurvomyces mirabilis, 1389 nucleotides. RefSeq lists its product as uncharacterized. Bases 1 to 1389 code for a protein of 462 amino acids. The record is from RefSeq and is a predicted model, not a curated record. The transcript is spliced from 2 exons. NCBI's taxonomy places the organism in Eukaryota, Fungi, Ascomycota, Dothideomycetes, Mycosphaerellales, Teratosphaeriaceae.